This is a messenger RNA of Alnus glutinosa, 1509 nucleotides long. Its product is annotated as leucine-rich repeat receptor-like serine/threonine-protein kinase BAM2. Lineage: Eukaryota; Viridiplantae; Streptophyta; Magnoliopsida; Fagales; Betulaceae. Bases 1 to 1509 code for a protein of 502 amino acids. The record is from RefSeq and is a predicted model, not a curated record. Gene Ontology annotation, molecular function: protein binding. The transcript has 3 exons.
AUGGAACUUCUCCUACUGCUCUUCCUUUUCCUCCACAUCCACCCCACGCUCUCCGGGAGCCUUCCGGAGUACCAAGCGCUGCUCUCUGUCAAGGCCGCCAUAACCGACGACCCCCAGCGGGCGCUCACGUCGUGGAACGCCUCCACCAACCACUGCACGUGGACGCACGUCACAUGCGACCCCUCCAGCUACCACGUAACCGCCUUGAACCUCUCCGGACUCAACCUCUCAGGCACACUCUCGCCGGAUCUUGCCCACCUGCGCUUCCUCUCGAGGCUAUCCUUCGGCGCCAACCAGCUCUCCGGGAACAUUCCCGGCGAGCUCGGGAGUUUGGUGAGCUUAAAAUACAUGAACCUGUCGUCUAACAUGCUCACAGGUAAGAUUCCGUCGUCUUUUGCAGAGCUGAAGAACUUGACUCUGUUGAGCUUGUUGACAAACCAGCUUCAGAGCGCGAUUCCUGAGUUCAUCGGAGACUUGCCGGAGAUUGAGGUGCUGCAGCUGUCAGCCAAUAGCUUCACGGGAAGCAUUCCUCAGGGGCUCGGAAAGAGUGGAAAGCUUCGGCUUCUUGAUCUUUCGUCGAACAAGCUAACCGGGACUCUGCCUCCCAAUUUGUGUACCGGGAAUCGGCUUCAGUCUCUGUUUACUAUGCAGAAUUUCUUAUUUGGUCCGAUCCCGGAAACACUGGGGAAGUGCGAGUCACUGAUUUUGAUCCUAAUGGGUCAGAACUAUCUCAACGGGUCGAUACCAAGAGGGCUUCUCGGGUUGCCGAGGCUCAGUGCAGUGUUCCUGGAGGACAACAAUCUCACCGGGGGGUUUCCGGAGACCGAUACGAUUGCGGUGAGUCUCGUCGUGAUCAGUUUGUACAACAAUCAGCUUUCCGGGCCGUUACCGCCGAGUAUCGGAAACUUCUCAGGCCUUCAGGAUCUUUCUCUCGACAGAAACCGUUUUUCUGGUGCAAUCCCAUCACAAAUCGGGAGGUUGCAGUACCUUGUCGGCUUAGGCUUAAGCCACAACAAACUCUCGGGCCCCAUUCCACCCGAAAUCAGCCAAUGCAAGAAUUUGACGGAUGUCGAUCUUAGCCAAAACGAGCUCGCCGGCAAGAUUCCCAACGACAUUACAAAAAUGAAAAACCUCAACUACCUGAACCUCUCGAGAAACCAUCUCGUUGGUCGUAUUCCUGCUUUGAUAGAGAGUAUGCAAAACUUGACCUCCGUCGAUUUUUCGUACAACAACCUCUCUGGUUAUGUUCCUGCCACUGGACAAUACGUCCACUUCAAGCCGACGUCGUUUCAGGGCAAUGCCGAUCUCUGCGGACCUUAUGUACGGCCUUGCAAGGAUGGGGUUGCCAAAUCUACAGCCGCAUCGAUGACCGGCACAGAGUUCUGUUCUGCUCUUGUGGUGUUGUCUUUAUGUGUUUGUGGAACGUUGUUUUGUUCUGUUUCAUGGUACAUUGCCGGUUUCGUGCCCCAAAAGGAUGUCAGGGAAACAGCGAAUCGACGGAAUACGUGA